AUGGGCGACGGCAAGGUAUCCGCGACGCUCUCUUCUCCUCCAAGCCCUCCGAUUCCAAAGAUCCCCGCCGUUACCAGCACCGUCCUCGCUGCGCCAUUAGCCUCCCCUCUGCCUCGUCUCCCCCUCGUCACUAGGGUCGCCCUCCUCGCCGAUCUCCUCUGCAUCGUCAGUGUCGUCUCUCUCUCUCUGCUCCCAACGCUAACUGCAAUGGCUGACGACGAACCCGUUGAUCAAAAGAGAUACCUCGAAGACUCUUGCAAACCAAAGUGUGUCAAACCAUUACUUGAAUAUCAGAGGGUUGCCAUGGCGAUUUCUCCAUCUGGUAUAAACCCGGCAGUUGGCUCAAAACUCUCUCCUGGUUCUCCAGAGUCUCUUACACUAGCCAACUGGAUCUGCUGCAGUUAUAGUUAUUAUUUGGGGGCAGAGUUGCUGAGAUUUGAUUCUCUCAUUGGUGAGUCAGUGCUUAAACAUUUGUGGCAUCAUCAGGAUGCCAUUUUGUGCUGUUCUUUGAAGUCGGUGCCGGUGUUUAUCUUUGCAAACCAGGCUGGCCUUGACAUGUUGGAAACAACUUUGGUGGCUUUACAAGACAUCACAUGGGUAUUUAGAGGAAGUGCCUUGUAUUAA
Messenger RNA from Arachis stenosperma, 624 nucleotides. RefSeq lists its product as uncharacterized. The record is from RefSeq and is a predicted model, not a curated record. The coding region runs from base 1 to 624 and encodes 207 amino acids. Gene Ontology annotation, molecular function: DNA-binding transcription factor activity. The transcript has 7 exons. NCBI's taxonomy places the organism in Eukaryota, Viridiplantae, Streptophyta, Magnoliopsida, Fabales, Fabaceae.